Cyprinodon tularosa is the source of this 1598-nucleotide messenger RNA. It is a transcript of the gene dcun1d1, whose product is annotated as DCN1, defective in cullin neddylation 1, domain containing 1 (S. cerevisiae). Gene Ontology annotation, molecular function: ubiquitin conjugating enzyme binding; cullin family protein binding; ubiquitin-like protein binding. Gene Ontology annotation, cellular component: ubiquitin ligase complex. Lineage: Eukaryota; Metazoa; Chordata; Actinopteri; Cyprinodontiformes; Cyprinodontidae. The transcript is spliced from 7 exons. The record is from RefSeq and is a predicted model, not a curated record. Gene Ontology annotation, biological process: protein neddylation; positive regulation of ubiquitin-protein transferase activity. Bases 107 to 880 code for a protein of 257 amino acids.
GUGAAGUGUCGUGUUGCAACCGGAAGCAAAAAAGGCUUGUUUAAAGUGUAUAAACUUAUUUCGUUAGCUGGAUGGAAACGAAAUAUUAAGCCUUUUCGAGGCAAACAUGAACAAGCUGAAGUCCUUUCAGAAGGAUAAAGUUCGACAGUUUAUCAUUUUCACUCAAACUAAUGAGAAGACGGCUGUAACCUGCUUGUCCCAGAAUGACUGGAAGCUAGACGUCGCCACCGACAAGUUUUUCCAGAAUCCGGAGCUCUACGUCUCAAAUGUUAAGGGGGCUUUAGACAAGAAGAAGCUUGAGCAGCUGUACAACCGAUACAGAGAACCUCACGAUCAAAACAAAAUAGGCGUUGAUGGGAUCCAGCAGUUCUGCGAUGACCUGGGUCUGAAUCCUGCCAGCAUGAGCGUCCUUCUGAUAGCCUGGAAGUUCAGGGCAGCAACGCAGUGCGAAUUCUCCAAACAGGAGUUCAUAGAAGGCAUGACGGAUCUGGGGUGCGACAGCAUCGAGAAGCUAAAAUGCCAGCUGCCGAAGAUGGAGCAUGAAUUAAAGGAUCACGGAAAAUUUAAAGGCUUUUACCAGUUUACGUUUGAUUUUGCAAAGAAUCCGGGUCAGAAGGGUUUGGAUCUGGAAAUGGCGAUCGCAUACUGGAAUUUAGUCCUGGCUGGGAGAUUCAAGUUCCUGGAUUUGUGGAACCAGUUUUUACUCGAGCACCACAAAAAAUCAAUUCCCAAGGACACCUGGAAUCUGUUACUAGACUUCAGCACCAUGAUCACUGACGACAUGUCAAAUUACGACGAAGAAGGAGCCUGGCCCGUCCUUCUUGAUGACUUUGUAGAGUUUGCACGGCAGCACAUUGGGACCAAAAGCACGGCGGUUUAAGGGUGGCAGAGUUUCACGACUGGAUGGCCUGUGCAGAGCGCCACACGGUCAUCAUCAUGCCUUUUAAACACUCAGGACUCAAAUGUUUUACAGCGACUACGUAAACAUGUCUGUACGUUCUGCUUGACUAGUUUGAGGACUUGGCCUGUAGUGCUGAUAUGUUAGAAGCCACCUGGAAAGGAUCUUGACUCUUGUGUUUUUCUGGUAAUGGUCGUCUUUAAAGGCGUGUGGAUGUGAUCUGGAAGUGUAAUGUGAAUUCAUAGCUUUUUAAAAGGGAUAUUGUAUUUUAAUACAAAUCUUUUUUUGCAUCUAUCAUGAUGUAUCAUGAUGUGUGUCAGGCCAGUUUAAAACACUGGGAUUUUUAAAACAGAAUUGUUAAGGAAAAAUAAAAGUUUCCAUUUGCUUUAGUGUCUUUAAUCUUUGUUUUUUGUUGUUUUUUAAGAGCUUUGGGUUUAGGAUGUUUGCUUCAUUAUUUGUCCUUUCAAAAUAAAUUCUUGAAAUAUAAAACCUGCAAGAUUUACUCUGUGGAUAUUGUCUUUUAAGAUCAAUAGAUUCAUUUAGAGGUGAAAAAUAUGGAAUAUCAAGACUGUUUCAUUGUUCAGUAUUAAUUUAAUUGAAUUAUGGUCUUUAUUUCAGUUUGUUUUGGAUGUUAUUACAAGCUUACAUAUGUGUAUGUAUGAAUGAUAAUGUCAUUAAUAAACAGAAGGUUAUUGUCUAA